This is a messenger RNA of Staurois parvus, 4515 nucleotides long. The record is from the annotation of a GenBank genome assembly. Lineage: Eukaryota; Metazoa; Chordata; Amphibia; Anura; Ranidae.
AUGCCGUGGCCCUUCUCCGAGUCCAUCAAGAAGCGGGCCUGCCGGUACCUCCUGCAGCGCUAUCUGGGUCACUUCCUGCAGGAGAAGCUCAGUCUGGAGCAGCUCACUCUAGAUUUGUACCAGGGCACCGGCUCCUUGUCACAAGUUCCACUUGAUAAAUGGAGUCUUAAUGAGAUAUUGGAGUCAGCAGAUGCUCCCCUGGAAGUGACGGAGGGCUUUAUACAGACCAUCUCCCUGUCUGUCCCCUGGGGCUCCUUACUGCAGGAUAACUGUGCACUGGAGGUGAAAGGCCUGGAGAUGGUGUUCAGGCCAAGACCUCGACCACGUUCUGCUUCUGAGCCAAUGUAUUGGUCAAGUUUUAUGACCAGCAGUAUGCAGCUGGCUAGGGAAUGCCUGAGUCAGAAGCUGACCGAUGAACAGGAGUCCUCACAGCCCUUUGAGGGGCUGGAGAAAUUUGCAGAGACCAUAGAAACUGUACUGAGACGCGUCAGAGUGACAUUCAUUGAUACAGUGUUGAGGAUAGAACACAUACCUGAAAACUCAAAAACAGGGACUGCCCUUGAAAUACGAAUCAGCAAGACGAUGUAUUCUGAUGAAACUGUGGAUGAGCAGUCAGGAAUUAACGUGCACAGGCCCUCAGCAUUUGCUCAUAAAGUCCUUGAACUCAGCGGUGUUUCCUUCUUCUGGGAUGAAUUCUCAGCAUCUGCAAAAUCCUCUCCUGUUUGUUCAACUUCACAAGUGGAAACUGAGCCCAAGCUUUCUCCCAGCUGGAAUCCAAAGCCUGUCUUUGAGCCUCACCCACAAUUCACUAGAAGUAUAACUGAGGUCACCCCCUCUGACCCUGUGCAGAUUGCUUCCCUGGUGGGCAGUAUUGAGCUGGGCCUAAUUCUGAAACAGAAUGAAGUGCUUCCUGGAGCAAAGCUGGAUGUGGAUGGACGUGUCGAUUCUUUCCAUAUCUUCCUCUCGCCUCGACAAGUUCACCUCUUGCUGGAUAUGUUGUCUGCCAUUGCUGGACCAGAAUCCUCCAGUCGGAUAGGAAUGUCCAGCAAAGAUCGGAAGAGCCGCCCCAUGCAACAAGAAGAUGAGCUUCGCCUUCAAAUGGAACUCAAACGCUAUUUAAAAAAAGAAGCCAUGUCUGGAGGACCGUCCGCUGAGCACAGCUUCUAUGAGACUGACACAGCAAAAACACCUUCCAGCCAUGAUGAAGAAGUAUUCUUCUCAAUGGCGGAUAUGGACAUGUCUCACAGCCUUUCUUCUCUCCCCCCACUUGGUGAUCCACCAACAGUGGAUUUAGAUUUGUCGCUGAGUAGCACUUACACCAGUUCUCCAGUUGGCUCCCCCCUUGGAGGUGCUGCAGCGACAUGGAGUGACUAUCAGGAACAUCUGAGGAUGGAGGAGCCGCUCCUGCGAGGGACCUCGUACAAGCCGAGCAUAAACCAAAACACUCAUAGACGAACCUCACUGCCAGCCCGUUCAGCCUCUGUGGAUGAAUCUAGACCAGAGCUUGUGUUCAGACUGGCCGUAGGCUCGUUAUCCAUCUCCGUACUUCAUAUAGACCCCCUGCCACCGACAGAGGCCACGUCGAGCCCUAAUCCGCUGACCCCACUGUCACUUGGGUUCUUCAGCCGCAUAGAGGCGUUACAGCCGCAGACCUUCACGCAGAGCGACUUUGCCUGUUUACGAAAUAUCUUUGCGGAAGCCUGCACUCAUGACCACCUCAGAUUCCUAGGAACUCAAAUAAAAAUCUCCCAUGAACAGCGCCAGAGGUCUGGUGCUCGGAGUUUCAGCACUGACGUGUGUAUUGGGCAGACUGAGUUCUUAGAGUGCCUUUACCCCAGCGAUUCACAGUCUAUUCCUCCUCACUAUACAGAGCUGCUAAAAUUUGACCUAGAAAAGGAUGUGGACGGCAGAUCAUCUCCAUGCAUUCACCUGCAUUAUAAGCAUUCAGAGAACAGAGGAGCUCAGGGCAGUUCUGGACGACUGGGUUCAGCCCCACAGAGAUCAGAGCUUCAGAUCCAAUUGACUUCUGCCUCGUGUGAGCUGGACAUUACUAUUGUAGAUAGACUGAACUCCUUGCUCCAGUCACAGAAACUGGGCACAGUGGAAAUGAUGACGUCACAUCUGUUCACCUCCUACAACAAACACAUUAGUUUGCACAAGGACUUUCCGGAGGUGCUCUUGGAUGAUUCUCGUUCCCCAGUAAACACACGGACCUCUGUGCUAGUCUCUGCUCCAUCUCUCCACCUCGCGGUGCGGUUCCCUAUUCCUGACCUGCGGUCAGACCAGGAGCGGGGUCCUUGGUUCAAGAAGUCUCUGCAAAAAGAGAUCCUGCAUCUGAGGUUCUCCGAUGCUGAAUUUAAGACUGAGGUCCUAGGUGGUUCUUCCCCAGAACAAUUGAAACUGGAGUUCAUUUUUAAAGAGCUAGCAGGUGCCUUCCAGGAAGAAAGUGAUGGACCAGAAAUCCAGUUCCUAAAGGUGGUUAAGAAAAGCAAUGAUUUAGAUGGAGACAUGACAACAUCUGACAAUUUUGAUUGGCCAAGGAUUGUGCUGAAAAUCAAUCCUGUAGCCAUGCAUUCUAUUUUGGAGCGAGUAGUUGCAGAGGAGGAUGAUGAUGGGCAUUUUCACGAAGAUGAGGAAGGGACCUCUCACUCACUAAAAGAUGUGUGCGACUUCAAACGGCCCGAGCCCUCACCUUUCUCCUCCCGGAGAGUCAUGUUUGAGAAUGAAGAGAUGGUAAUGCCUGGAGAUACCAUAGAAAUGACAGAGUUCCAGGAAAAGGCUAUUAGCAAUUCCCACUAUGUGCUAGAACUGACCUUGCCCAGUGUUUUAUUUGGUGCUACCAAACAAAGUCUUCUAUGAGAAAUUAUAUAACAGGAUAAGCAAUGACUUGCUGCUCUGGGAACCCACGGCCCCUUCACCGGUGGAAACAUUUGAAAACCUGUCUUAUGGAAUAGGCCUGUCUGUUGCCAGCCAGCUGAUUAACACCUUCAGUAAAGAUGCCAACAGUGGGUUCAAAUCCACUCUUCAUUAUGAAGAUGACAGUGGCUCAGAAGAGGAAACCUUGCAGUAUGAUUAUAUUCUGGAUUCAAACUAUCACUGUCGCAGAAGAAAGAAGCUAGAGUGUCAAAGCAAACACUCCCAGAGUUUCCUGUCUGUCCUGGUUAACAUUAACCAUGGACUGGUCUCCAUUUAUACAGAUGUUAAGCAUCCCGAUGGGCAGAUAAUGGAAGAUAAACACGGGGAGUUCUGGCUGGAAUUUAAUAAUGGAUCCCUCUUUACUGUGACCAAAUAUGAAGGAUUUGAGGACAAACACUACUUAUGCCUACAUGCCAGCAGUCUAAGUCUCUGUCACCAGGGUAUGCUGGAUGGUGUUGUUGUCUCAGAUGACCUCAGACUCCCCAGCCUUCCCCGACCUCAUUGGUUGGAGCCCACCAUCUAUCCUUCUGGAGAAGAUGGAGCCAGUCAUCGCGCAGCCAGCAAUGGUGUGGGAGUGGACAGUCUCAGCAUGCUAACCAUGGCUGUAAAAAUCCAGUCUGAUAAAUCGGAAAACAAUACAAAGGAAUUCCUUGUCGCUGUGGGACUAAGAGGGGCAACACUACAGCACCGUGUACUUACAUCCGAACAGACCUGGCAUGAGCAGAUAUUACAAUUUUUAAACAUUACUGAUGAGCCAGUUUUAGGCUACAACCCCCCAGCAUCUAUAACCACUUUCCAUGUUCACCUAUGGAGUUGUGCUCUUGAUUACAGACCUCUCUACCUGCCGAUUAGAGCCCUGCUGAAUGUAGAAACUUUCAGUAUUUCCUUCCUGUAGCGUGGCACUGGACAAAUCUUCUUCCAGUUUACGGAUUAUCCUGGAUGAGGCUGCACUGCAUUUAUCGGACAAGUGCAAUGCUGUAUCUGUCAAUUUAAAUCGAGAUUAUGUGCGAGUCCUGGAUAUGGGCCUUUUAGAACUGACCAUUCUGGCUGUGAAGUUUGGAGAAGAGGUAAAAUAUUGGUCCAGGCCACGCUUUGAGAUGUAUUGUUCUAGCGACGUGAUCCAUAUCAGGACAUGCUCAGACUCCUGCGCUGCAUUAAUGAACCUUAUUCAAUAUAUCGCCAACUAUGGGGAUCUGUAUCCACCACCCCGAACACAGACCUCACCAGGACCUCACAAGAAAGCCAAAAAGAAUGACCCCUGUACAGCAUCCAAUUCUCGGGGCCCUCUGCUGGCCGAGGGCAGAGCAGCAAAUACUGCGAGAUUUAAUGAUCGAUGCCAUGGAGGAUAUGGAUGUCAGUCAAGAUUCUGCACCAGUAAAACCCCAGCUAAACGGUAUUUCAGAUGGCAAAUUUGAAUCUCAGGACCCCCCUUGCUCCGACCUAUUCCUUUUUCCCGAUGAAAGCGGUACUACUGUGUCUGAAGAGUCCAGCCCAACAUUCAUGAUGGCCGCUCCCCAUCUUAUGAGUGACGCCAUUCUUGACGGUCCUCUUGAGAGCGAUGACUUUUGUAUCUUGUAUGCUCCAAAAACACCUGCUUCA